This is a messenger RNA of Syzygium oleosum, 725 nucleotides long. RefSeq names its product nuclear transport factor 2B-like. Lineage: Eukaryota; Viridiplantae; Streptophyta; Magnoliopsida; Myrtales; Myrtaceae. The record is from RefSeq and is a predicted model, not a curated record. Gene Ontology annotation, biological process: nucleocytoplasmic transport. The coding region runs from base 78 to 497 and encodes 139 amino acids. The transcript has 2 exons. Gene Ontology annotation, cellular component: nuclear pore central transport channel.
CCUCUAGGUUUUCUCUCUUGUGGGUAACCGUCUGGCUGCAUCGCACACAGAACCAGAAGCAGAAGGAGAAGGGAGAGAUGCCGAUGCUGGAUAGAGAAACCCUGGAUCGGAUAACAGCGGAGGCCAAGGGGUUCGUGGAGAACUACUACCGGACGUUCGACGCGAACCGGACGGAAUUGGUGAACCUGUACCGGGAAGAGUCGGUGAUGAACUUCGAGUGCCGGGAGAGGAUCAAGGGCAAGGAGGCUAUCGUCGCCAAACUCAACUCCCUUCAGCAGUGCCAACUCCAUAUCAGCAAGAUGAACUGCUCUCCCGUGGCCCUCACCCACGGCGCGCUCGUCUUGGCCAUCGGCUUCUUGUGGCUAGACGGGAAGCCGGAGGCCCUCAGUUUCAGCCAGUCGUUCUUUUUGGAGCCAACACCAGAAGGAAGCUUUUACAUACAAGGCAACGGUUGGAAGACCUUCGAUCGGAGACAGGAGAGGCUUCCUAUCAUCUAGGGGCUUUACAGAGGCCGGGAGUUUCAGUCUGUUUUUUACCUUCAAUAAAACUUGCUGUAGUACCGUUUGAAACAGAUUUCUAUAUGGUUUAGUAAGUUAGAACCGGGCUUGUCUUAGUGGAGUUCAUGUUCGAAUUGAGUCUGCCUUGUGUCAAAUUACUAUCUCUUGUUCGAGUUUUAUAUUCGGGUUCUCCUUGUUGCUUGAUAUGCUAAGGGCCUUACAUUUAUC